GGGACAUGGUUAAAUAACUCACCUUUUAGAUCAACCUUUGGCCUGUCAAAGUCCUUCACACACGCUUAUACAGUGCUAGAUAAUACCUGAGCAGAAGCAGGCAGCUACCUCCUUUAGACUGGGACACUGAGGAGACUGCAGCUGGAAAAAUGGCUGGUCCAAAACCACGUGUCAUUACUCUGUCUAAGCGAGAUGGACAGGGCUACGGCUUCUUCCUCCGCGUGGAGCACGGCGAGGAGGGUCACCUGAUCCGAGACCUGGAGAUGAGAGGCGUGGCUGAAAUGGCCGGUCUCAAGGACGGAGACCGUAUAAUCAGAGUCAAUGGAACUUUUGUGGACAAUAAGGAGCACAAUCAGGUUGCAGAUUUGGUGAAAAAGAGUGGCAUGACCGUCACAUUGCACAUCCUUGGAGAAGAGGCGUAUAAGUCGGCCAAAGCCAAAGGUGUGAAUCUUGCUGACCCUCAGUUAGGUCAAAGCCAUCCCACCAUGAAUGGAGUCUCUGCACCAGCCACUAAAGCCAAACUUUGCUAUCUGCAAAAAUCCAGCAGUGGGUUUGGUUUCUCCUUAAAGUCCACCAAAGAUUCUCGUGGCAUAUUCAUGACAGAAGUGCUGUCUGGAGGAGUAGCUGAUAAGGCUGGUGUGAAGACGGGUGAUCGUAUAGUGGAGAUAAACAGUGAGAAUGUUGAGAGUCUCUCACAUGAUCAGACUGUGCAAAAGAUAAAAGCAGCCGGAGACAAAGUGAUGUUUCUGUUGGUGGAUGAGGACACUGACAAAUUCUUCAGGAGCAAAGGCAUUCGACCAAGUGUGGCUCAUGCCACGGUCAAGCACCUCCAACAUAAACCACGCAUUGCAGACAUGACCAAGAAACCAGAUGGUUAUGGCUUUAUGCUGAGGGAAGAUCCUAAACACCCAGGUCAUUACCUUGGAGAAAUAGACAAAGGAAGCCCUGCAGAGCAAGCGGGACUGAAGAGUAAGGACAGACUAGCGGCUGUAAAUGGACAGGAAGUAGAUCACUGCAGGCAUGAGCAGGUGGUGGAAAAAAUAUCUCAACAAGGAAACAAGUGCUCCCUCCUGGUGCUGGAUCCAGAAACAGAUAAAAUGUACAAAUUGGGUGAUGUUUCUCCACUUCUGUACUGGGAGGAAAUGAGAGGAGCCCCACCAGGCUAUCCUGAGCAUGAAGCUGAAGCCAUACCUGCUCUGGCGGUACCUGCCCCAGCAGAUUUGGAGCACAAACCCAGACUGUGCCGGCUGGAGAAGACCGCUGCUGGAUUUGGUUUCCAUCUCAAUGGCAUCCAGGGAACUUAUGGACAGUACAUCAAAGAGGUGGUGAAAGGUGGAGCAGCAGACAAAGCCGGACUAAAGGAUGAUGACAUUGUUGUGGAGGUGAAUGGAGUGAACGUGGAAAAGAUCAUGCAUGAGGAGGUUGUUGACCUCAUCCGCAAGAGCGGGAACACGCUGUUCCUCCUAGUUGCUGACAGGACGGCCUAUGAGUACCUAAAAGCACGAGGGAUCCCCAUCUCCCUUCAGCUGAUUAAUAACGAGCCCUCCACUGAUGACCCCGCACCAGCUUAUGCAGAGGAGGAUGAGAAGAAAGAUACAGAAAGUGACAACGAAAGACCAGCCACUCCACCUGCUCAAACUCGGUCAAGGUCUUCUUCUUCUUCAUCCUCUUCAUCAUCAUCAUCAUCUUCAGCAUCAGCUGAGGACGACAGACUCUGAGCACACCACACUUCUGUACCAACAGAUACCUCCAAUACUGUGAUUUAGUGACAGGUUGAUGCACUUACCUGAUCAACUCCUGUACAAUCUAUUAAGAGGCGAAUAUGCCCCUUUAAACAAGAUCCUGUAAGACCACUGAUUAAAGAAUAUUUUCAAUGUGAAUUUAUAUAGCUAUUAGUCAUGAUAUCAAAUGCAACAGAUUGUUUCUGUACUGCUUUCACUGGGAUUUACAACAACAAUGAUCUGUCUUGUUUUUAUUAUGCUUGUGAUACAUGAAAUAUAAAAAUAACAAGUACUUAUGGUCUUUCAGGCAAUGCAUACUUGGUGUAUAAUUUAUUCUACAGAAUAUUUGUCUUUUUCUCAUGGAUGCCAAUUGAAUAAAACCUCUUUAUUUGGUGUGACGGUAAAUCUAACUCUGUGAAAACUAUUCUUAUUAUUUUAAAGGUGCAUUCAGUAGUUCUACUGCAAGUGUUAGCACCAAUGUAAUGGUACCUAUAACCAAAGUGGAAAAAUACUAUAUGCUACUAUACUGAUCCACUGAUAACGAUAAAACCAGGUGAUUUGCACUUUUAACAUUUAAUGACAGAUUUACUUUGUACGUCUGCAUCAUGUAUUAUAAUGAAAAUGAUGAAAUGUUUUACACAUAAACAAAAAUAAAUAUCAUUCAAAGCAUUUA
Labeo rohita (rohu) is the source of this 2394-nucleotide messenger RNA. It is a transcript of the gene pdzk1, whose product is annotated as PDZ domain containing 1. Gene Ontology annotation, molecular function: protein-membrane adaptor activity; signaling receptor binding. Lineage: Eukaryota; Metazoa; Chordata; Actinopteri; Cypriniformes; Cyprinidae. The transcript has 9 exons. Gene Ontology annotation, cellular component: apical plasma membrane. The record is from RefSeq and is a predicted model, not a curated record. Gene Ontology annotation, biological process: protein localization to plasma membrane. The coding region runs from base 150 to 1718 and encodes 522 amino acids.